Messenger RNA from Aspergillus wentii DTO 134E9, 1310 nucleotides. Its product is annotated as PLP-dependent cysteine synthase family protein. Gene Ontology annotation, biological process: L-cysteine biosynthetic process. The coding region runs from base 83 to 1027 and encodes 314 amino acids. The record is from RefSeq and is a predicted model, not a curated record. Lineage: Eukaryota; Fungi; Ascomycota; Eurotiomycetes; Eurotiales; Aspergillaceae. Gene Ontology annotation, cellular component: cytoplasm. The transcript has a single exon.
GUCUAUUGUCCGAGGGCCUUUCCAGAUAAAAUUAUUUCCUUGUCACAAGUCCUUGAAUUUUCUUUCGCUUCAAUUAUUCAAAAUGACCAUGCCAGCCAUCACCCGCAAUAUCCUCGACGCCAUCGGAAACACACCCUGCGUCGAGCUCAACCACAUCGUUCCCGAUGGCUGCGCUCGUGUUUUUAUCAAGCUCGAGGGCCUGAAUCCCACAGGUUCUUACAAGGAUCGCAUGGCAAGAUCUAUUAUCGAGGAAGCAGAGCGCCGGGGCGACCUGAAGCCAGGCAUGACCGUUGUCGAAGCCACCGGCGGCAGCACUGGAUCCUCAAUCGCUUUUGUCUGCGCUAUCAAAGGAUACAACUUCACAGUCGUAUCUUCAGAUGCGUUUGCAGAGGAAAAGCUCAAGACAAUGUCUGCCUUCGGAGCCACCGUGGAUAUCGUCCACAGUCCGAGUGGGAAGAUCACACCCCAGUUGAUUCCUGCCAUGCGCGAGCGAGCCGAAAAGUUAUCCCACGGGGAAAGCUUUUACUACGCAGACCAAUUCAGCAAUUCCGAUGUCCUUGUUGGAUAUGGAAGCUUAGGCCGGGAACUUUUGGAUCAAAUCCCUGAAGGUAUUGAUGCCUUUUGUGGUGCAGUGGGUGGUGCAGGAAUGGCCAUGGGAGUGGCCAGAGUAUUAAAGCAAAAGCUGCCCGAUGUACGGGUCACUGUCUUGGAGCCUGCCUCUGCGCCUGUAAUCACUAAGGGUCACGGUGGCCAGCACGGAGUCGAAGGCAUUGGGAUUGGCUUUCUUCCACCCCUUUUGGAUAAGCAUCUGUACGACGAUGCUCUUGCAAUUGAUGAAGCUGAAGGCCGUGCCAUGGCGCGACGGUUGGCCAGGGAAGAGGGGAUUCUAGCUGGUAUUUCGACGGGCCUCAAUGUGGUGGCUGCACUUGAGAUAGCGAAACAACUUGGUCCUGGGAAGAUUGUAGCCACUGUUGCUUGUGACACUGGGUUGAAAUAUGUCCGGGGAGAUCUGUAUACGGGAAAGUGAGAAGAGCCUUUCUCAUCAUCCAUGUAGAAUAGAUUACCCUUCCUAUCCAGGUGAUUGAAGACCGAUUCUAGGUCAAUCCUUCUGCUCUAUCACUUCCAAUACAAAUUCAAGGGAGGCAACUGUCUCUAACCGAGCCGACGCUCCAGAAUUUGAGCGUAGGCCUCUAGAACCUUUCCAAUCAUCCGUACCACAUUCCAAACAGCCUUUCCACUCAGUAUUCGUGCCCAGAUCCUAACAACCUGAGUACACAAAUCAGGCCCAGAAGACCCAAUCUCACCCCCGG